AUGAGUACAGUCAUUGAUGUACAAAGUACAGUCAUUGAUGUACAAAGUACAGUCAUUAAUGUACAAAGUACAGUCAUUGAUGUACAAAGUACAGUCAUUGAUGAACAAAGUACAGUCAUUGAUGUACAAACUACAGUCAUUGAUGUACAAAGUACAGUCAUUGAUGUACAAAGUACAGUCAUUGAUGUACAAAGUACAGUCAUUGAUGUACAAAGUACAGUCAUUGAUGUACAAAGCUCUGAUGUACAAAGUACAGUCAUUGAUGUACAAAGUACAGUCAUUGAUGUACAAACUACAGUCAUUGAUGUACAAACUACAGUCAAUGAUGUACAAACUACAGGCUCUGAUGUACAAAGUACAGUCAAUGACGUACAAACUACAGGCUCUGAUGUACAAAAUACAGUCAUUGAUGUACAAAUCAUUGAUGUACAAAGUACAGUCAUUGAUGUACAAACUACAGUCAUUGAUGUACAAACUACAGGCUCUGAUGUACAAAGUACAGUCAUUGAUGUACAAACUACAGGCUCUGAUGUACAAAGAACAGUCAUUGAUGUACAAACUAGAAUCUCUAAUGUAUCUCUUUAA
This is a messenger RNA of Procambarus clarkii (red swamp crayfish), 585 nucleotides long. The record is from RefSeq and is a predicted model, not a curated record. NCBI's taxonomy places the organism in Eukaryota, Metazoa, Arthropoda, Malacostraca, Decapoda, Cambaridae.